AUGGUCCCUGUUUGCACUGACGAUGACGAUUGCACCUAUUCUUCCGUCUUGACCAAUGACAGUGAUCGACCCAACUCUUUUUGGCAUCGGCCUUCGUCUUGUGAAUUGGAGCAACAAGCCAAUGAGUACGAUAGAGAAGGUGGUCUCUUGUCAGUCAACAACCAAAAGAAUGUUCAGUUUGGUGGAGGUGGAGGUCAACAAUUAUGGCAACCCAAGGCAUUAUCAGAUGGAUCCAAGCGUCGUCAGGCCAAGAUGUUACUUGUAUCGUUGAUUGAGUCAUUUUGUCGAGUGUACGGUGAAUCACCUGAAUCCAAUCGCAAGGUGUUUUUUCUUAUCUGUCAAACCUUACGUUCUUUGGGGUUGAUUGAUGCCGAGUUUAUGGAUGAAAUGGCCAGUGUGCGCUCCACUUUCCAAAAUGCGUUUCAACAAUUGUUUUAUACGGCUGUGCAAACGGUACAAGAUGAACGAUUGUUUCAACAACAUCAAAAAAUGAUUGGACCUGUACCAUCAUCAUCAUCCGACGAAGAAGAGGGGAGCAGCAUGAGACGAUUUCAAACACCCCCUCCACAGCCAUCAGCAGCAGCAGCUACACCUUCACCCAUCACAUCCGAACAGCUUUUAUCCAACUUAUCGGUCCAAAAUUCGCGCUAUGAAAACGAUUUUGUGGAAAUCAGCAUGUUGGGACGAGGUGGAUUUGCUAGCGUAUGGCGUGCCCGUAACAAGUUGGAUGGGAUCGAUUAUGCUAUCAAAAAGAUUCGAUUGGGUAAAGACUUGGAUACCAUGAUGGACCAUGAGAACCCAUACGAAAAGAUCUUUCGAGAAAUCAAACAUCUUGCACGCCUUGAACACCGCAACGUGGUUCGAUAUUACUCGUCAUGGCUGGAAUUGGUCUCUUCCGCAGCAUUGCAACGUGAUGAAGAGGAGGAUGAAGAUUACUUUUCUGAAUAUUAUCGAUCAUCCACAACAGCAACAACAACACGCAAAAGCAAAGUACGAUUCCAUCAAGAAACGAGCAUGUUCAAUGAUCCCAUUUUCGAUUUUUCGGAUGAAUCAAGCUUGCGUAUGAAUGCAUCGCAACUCUCGUCACCUGGGAUUGAUUUUGUUAUGGAGGAGGAAACCGAGGAGGAGGAGGAAAAGAUGACAUUGACGCGUGGUGGUGGUAGCACUAGCAACAGCAGCAGCAUGAUGGAAGUACAACGAUCCUCUUCUAUUCAACGCCGUCAUCAUCAUCGUUCAGCGUUUGGAUCAUUUGAAGGCGAAUGGGUGCUUUACAUUCAAAUGCAAUUAUGUCCAGCUACAUUGCAUGACUUUAUCAAAUUCCGCAACCAGCAAUGCUUUAAAGACAAUGAGGAUGGUUACGAUGCUGUGGAUCCACAACGCAACAUCGAUAUCUUUGCUCAGAUUCUUGAGGGAGCUGCUUAUAUUCAUGAACAAGGAGUGAUGCAUCGUGAUCUUAAGCCGACCAAUAUUUUUUUGAAUAUGCCAGCGUCACUCAGCGAGUCGCGUCGAUCCAGCCAAGGCAACCGUCGUCAUGGUCGUAGUCGUGCCAAUAGCUUAGCUACCCUCGGUGGACCACGAAGUCAUGGUAGUAUUAGCAGCAGCAACAGCAGCAGUAAUCAUGGCAUGUUGUCAUCAUCAUCCUCCCUUGCCCACGAUCACAGCUUUUCCUUUGAUUCGGUGCACACACCAGAUGGCCUAAGACAAUGCAUGUGGGACGAACCUUGGGUGCCUAAAAUUGGUGACUUUGGUCUUGCAGCUGCGUCUGAAGAAGAUCAAGAUUUAUCAUCAUCAUCACCUUUUGUGGAAGAGGAUCAGCAGAGUGCUAGUGAAAACAACAGCAGCAGCAAGGAAGUUUCAGAAAAUACAACACCUCGUCGACGUCCUUCGGUACGACGUAUGCGCACAGGGGGUGUUGGUACUCGCACAUAUGCAUCACCAGAACAAUUGGCGCAUCGACCUAGUGCCUAUGGUGAAAAGGUGGAUAUUUAUUCAUUGGCCAUCAUCUUUUUUGAAUUGUAUCGACCCUUUGCAACUGCUAUGGAACGUGCUGAAGCCAUUGAUGCUCUUAAGCAAGGAAUUUUCCCUGAUGGAUUUGUGGAGCGCUAUCCUAAAGAGUCAGCGUUAAUUUUAUGGAUGAUGGACCCAAACGCAGCAAAUCGUCCCACAGCUGCCCAAUUGUUGGAUUUUGAACUGUUUACGGGUGAUUCAACGAAUACGCAUCCACAACAACAACAACAAAAACAACAACAAAAACAGGAACAGGAGGAGGAUCAUAACGAUGAGUCGUUUGCUUCUCUCAAAAGUCAGCUGAAAGCCAAAUCACGAGCACUGGAUCAACAGAAUGAAGAGAUGGCUGCAUUGCGUAUGCGCAUGGAACGUAUCGAAAUGGAAAAGAAGCUUGAAAUGGAUGCUAUGCAAAAACGUCUUGAAGAUUUGCAACGUCAAUUGGAACAAGUACAACACACCAAAUUACCUUUGACACCACCCGCUUCCACCAACAUGGGUCAUUCAAGUGACACCACCACCUCCACCUCCACCUCCCAAUAA
Messenger RNA from Lichtheimia ornata, 2547 nucleotides. RefSeq lists its product as uncharacterized. The record is from RefSeq and is a predicted model, not a curated record. Gene Ontology annotation, biological process: protein phosphorylation. Lineage: Eukaryota; Fungi; Mucoromycota; Mucoromycetes; Mucorales; Lichtheimiaceae. Gene Ontology annotation, molecular function: ATP binding; protein kinase activity. The transcript has 6 exons. The coding region runs from base 1 to 2547 and encodes 848 amino acids.